AUGUAUUCAAAUGUAGGUUACAGAGAAGGGCCACAGUGGUUUACUAAUGAUACUUUACUAACAAACAGACGUUUCUCUGCUCGAGGAGUUAACGUCGAGUCAAGCAAACAUCAAUUAAGAGGAAUUAUCAAUGCCCUGAAACAUGCCACAAAAAGUUUACCUAUAGAACAGCAACUCGUCAAAUUUUCUGAAAUUCCUAAAACGCUUGACGAAACACCUAAUCCAGAUAUCAUUCAUGGUACUUUGUUGUUUUUCGCAGAACGGUUCAAAGAUAGGUUGAAUAGCGAAAAACAUAUUUCACGAAAUUCACAAAGUUCAGAACUUGAUCAAACCAUAAGAAAAAUCUUUUUCUUAUUAGAAAAUCAAAGUAAUGACCCCAUUGCACGCGCUCUUACAUUACGAUGCCUUGGUUGUAUGUCGGUUUUAUUAAUAGAACGACUUGAUAUACAACAUGGAAUUCUACAACGUUUAGAUUCAUCUGUUGAAAUCGAAGCGAGCGCUGCUAUUUUUGCUGCAGACAAGUUAUGUUCAAAGACUGAAAAAUUCUCAGCUCUUGCUUAUGAGAAAUUUGUCACAUUGCUCCAAGCUAAUAAUGUUUCCUUGGCCUUCAAGACCAAAUUGAUACGCGUCUUUCGUCAUAUGCAUCGGGAUAUCAAUUUGGCUCGUAAGACAAGAAUUAUAUGCCUUCAAUUACUUGAACAAUAUCCUGACGAAGAAUUUAUAUUGACCAUAUUGAAAACAUUGACAUUCUUAUCAAAUCGUGCACUUGUCGAUAGAACCGAUCAGAUUAAUUUAUUAUUCAAAUAUGUACAAGAUGAUCCUCGUGAGCGUGUUAAGACGAGUUCUUUAGCAUAUUUAAUUAAAAUCGCACAAAAGGAUUUGACUUUUGAAACUUCACAUGUCUUGAUACUGUUGAAUAUAGCGACUAGUGCUGGGGAACUUAAUGUCAAAACCAAAGCAUUACGUGUUUUGACCAUAUUGUUUCAACAAACAAGACUUCUUGGUGAAAUUGUAUCAAUAGAUACAGAGCAAGAAACUCGUAUAGAAGCACUUCAUUUUAUCCAACAAUGUGAAGAUAUGAUACAAGAUAAAAUCAUCGAAGUCAAUGUUGUCGCAGUAAAAUUAAUGUCCGUGAUAAUUAUUGAAUCAAAAAGAAUUGAAUCAAUAUCAAAUAUUUUGAUUGGUUCAGAAUGGGAAACUUAUUUUAGCGAUCUCUGUAAAAAAAUUGCAAAGUUAAUAUUGUCGAAUUUAAUACAAUUAGUAUCCUUUAAUCAAAAUGAGCGCGACAAAUAUGUUAAGAUGAUACAAGAAUACUUGAAGUGUUUAUUUUCAAUUUGUCAGGCUGAUAACGAUUUAAUCAAGGAUAUUUCUAAGAUGGUUAUCAAUGUAUUACAAGAUUACAUUGAAUCUAAUGAUGACGAGAUAUUUGCUCAACUAUCCAAGUUUUUCAUGAAGAUUGCCGAAUAUAAAGGCUCAUUAAUACAAGAGUUAAGAGAUGAUAUAUUUUCCCUUAUGAAAUGUCACGAGCUUAUUGAUAUGACUCGUUCUUUCACUAUGUUGGCAAAGACAGUUUUAAAAGUCCGUCCUGAUAAUGUAAAACAAGCAAGAGAAUUUAAGGAAUCUUUCAUGGAAAGAAUCAAUCGAUUUGGAAACCUUCAGGACGGAAGAUAUAUACAGAAUCAAUGGGAUAUUUAUUUAAUUGGACUAGAAGCUGGAAAAUCCGGAUGUUGUUCGAUUAUGGGUGCCAUAGUGUUUAAUUUUGUAAACGAGGUGGAUGUCGAGGCGCAUCGGUUUUGGCUUAGAGCAUUGAGUAAUGCGUCAAACGCUGAACAAAUGAUUUUGGAUAAUAUCGAUAAAAUCCAAAGUCAGCUUGAUCUAUUUGAUGAAGGCGUUAAGUACUAUUCGAAAUGUGAUACUGAAUUAAGUGGCUUGAUGUCUUUGAUUGAUAAUAAUGGAAUUCGUGUCUUUGGAAAAUGGUUUUGUCAACUUAGAGCAAGGUUCUUUUCCACUAUGAAGCUUAUUCUAGCUCAGUUAAAUUUUUUGUCUUCAAAAACGCCGGGAUUAUUUGAUCCUGAAAUUGUCAAGAUAAAUGAAUCUUUAGUAUUUUUGGCUUGUAUGCACAACUUUGUGGCACAUUCUUUCUUAGAUAUUGAUUCCGAAAGUUUAGAAAUUCUAGAAUCAUAUCAAAUAUGUUGCUUGGUGUUAUCAUAUGCUAUACAGUGUCUUCUAUUUCAAAGGGAAGAAUCUAUUGAUCCUUUACUAAUUCCAUUGAUUCGGCUUGCACGUUGUAACAUGAAUGAUACCCUUUCUAGACAAGUUAAUGAUAUGAAUUUACGAAAAAAUAAAGUACAAUAUGUAUUACGGUCAAGAUGUGUUGAAAUUUUAAAAGAUAUAGAGAUGAUUCGUCUAGAACGAUUAAGUAAAUUUGUUCUUUUCAUUUUAAGUGUUCCGAUAAAUCUUCCACCAUUCUUCUUUGAAAACAAAAAAGGAACUUAUAUUAAGUGGAGUAAAGUACCUGCGUUAGGAUGGAGUCAACGUGGAAGCAGAGUUUCUUCAACGACCAUAUCAGACAGAGAGAAAGUUGUUAUUAAAUUAGAAGGAAUUUUGAAAUUAGCUAAGAAAUCAGCCAAGAAACAUUUAAAUAACAUUCAGUUUAUUAUUUUUGGGUCAAAAGCUGAUAUGUUUGAGUUUGAAGAAUUUGAAGAGACGUUACAAGGGAAUUUCUCCUUUUCUAAUUUAGCGUUGGAUUAUAAAGGAGGGGAUUCCGAUAGUAUUGGAUUUCUUAACGUUCAUACUAGAAUCGUUGACAAUAAAAAUAUCGUAUGGACGAUUGGUCCCGAUUUAAUAAUAUCUCCCCCUCCAGAGUAUCAAAAUAAUAAUCAAUAUUAA
Messenger RNA from Funneliformis caledonium, 2889 nucleotides. Lineage: Eukaryota; Fungi; Glomeromycota; Glomeromycetes; Glomerales; Glomeraceae. The record is from the annotation of a GenBank genome assembly.